AACUCGUUUGGGGAAAACGACUGCUCUGCAAAGCUAAAACCGUUACCUUAUAAUCCCUUUUCUUCUUCUUCUUCUUCUUCUUCUUCUUCUUCUUCUUCUGUCCCCAGAAAUGGCAGCCACAACCCCCUUCUUCCAUGGAGUUUGUGUAGCACACCAUAAAUAUCUUCGACAUUAAGUAAACCCCAUUUCAGCCCUUUAUCAUAAUCAACAGUGCACUGGUAAAGUAAACCCCAAAUUUUCAGUAACCUUUAUUGUUUCUCUUCUUAUACCUCCCCUCAUGCCUUUUCACUACUUGGGUCUCUCUGCUUUUGCAUCUUUUCUCUGUAUUUUCUCUGGGGCUUUCUCUGCAUUCACCUUAUUCUUCCUUUUUCUGUUCUUUACUUCUUCUUUUUCGUUUUGAUGAUUCUCAUAGGGUUCACAGUUUUGGGGUUGAUUUUGUUCUGAGCUCAGUUUCUGUUUGAUAUAUUCUUCUUUUUCCCCACAAACCCAUUUGGCUUUUUUGGCAUGAUGUUGUGUUGGGGAGCUGGAAACGACAUAUGGGUUUCCUUCUCCUUGUGUUCAUGUGGGGUUUUUGAGGUUUUGAACAGUGAUUAUGAAAGAUCUUCCAUGUUUAACUAGUGAACAGAACAAGUCUGGGUAAUUUUGGGUAAUUUGGUUUCUGUAAUGGAGUCUUGGAGCUAUGUUUCUGAGGGAAAGGGAUGUAUGUCUGAUGAAAUGAAUUCGCCUACAAGUUCUCUUGCAAGGAACAAAGAUUCUUUGUUGGGUUGGGAAUUCAAAAACCCCUGCAACUUUGGUAGCACCAUGUUACCAACAGCUCAACAUGUUGAGAAUCAAGGAUUUGGGGAAUUCAUAUUCCCUGAAAUGAUAGGGAAACAAUUAGCAGACAACUCAGUUUGUGAUAUUUUGAGUAGCAAGGUCGUUGGUGGAAGAUAUCUAAAUCCAGCUAUGAACUCCUCCAAUGCAUAUCUGGGGGAGGAUGAAUCCACAUCUAAGCUCUCUGGCUCUGUUGUGGACUCUACCAGCCGAGAUUCUUCAUUCAUUGAUUUAAAGCUAGGGAGAUUUGCUGACCAUAGGGAGGCUCAUGGCUACAAAUUCUUUAAGGGAGCCCCCAUUUUGGCAUCAUCUGAGUCGUCGAUGCCUACGAAACGAGUUCGAGCUUCCGGGUUGAAUUCUCAAACUUAUUUCUGCCAGGUUUAUGGGUGUAACAAGGAUCUUAGCUCCUCUAAAGACUACCACAAGAGGCAUAAAGUGUGUGAAGUUCACUCAAAGACUGCAAAAGUUAUUGUGAAUGGCAUAGAACAAAGGUUUUGUCAGCAAUGUAGCAGGUUUCAUUUGCUAGCUGAGUUUGAUGAUGGUAAGCGCAGCUGUCGUAAACGCCUUGCAGGUCAUAACGAACGUCGGAGAAAGCCUCAGGUGGCUAUCAAUUCUGGCAGGGCUGGAAGGUUUCUCCAGUCAUAUAAUGGUAGCAGGCUUCAAGGAACGGCAUUAACAGCAACAUCCUUUAUCUGCCAAGGGAUAUUACCAAAUGGUAUUUUGAAUCCAGAGAAAUAUGGAGCAAGUGAUUGGUGUAGAACUGUGAAAAUUGAAGACAAGAAUGAAUAUAUGCCUUUGUCUGCUGUUCAUGCACCUAGUGCCCAUUUGCAUUCGAAAUCUCUCUUCUCUCCGUACGAUAUUGAUGCCCAAGUUCCCCCUUUCCAUGACAACGAACCGAAUCCAAGCGCCACAAAUAUGUUCAAGGAGAACAGUAAUCAAUAUCCUCUUAUUGCAGGAGGCGUGAAUUCGAGUCCUCGUUCUUACUUUCACAACCCCUCGUUAGGCAGUGAAUACUUCAGUGUUUAUAGUGCAGCAUCAACCGAUCGACUAUCAGGAUUAUCAGACUCCGGUUGUGCUCUCUCUCUUCUGUCAUCUCAAACACGAAACUCCUCAACUCAUUCAUCAGGGAUUCCCAUUGGUCGUCCUAUGGUCUUGCUUGAUGGCCAAAAUCAUUACAGUAUGAGUCAACUUUCUGAAAAGCUCAUGGGAGUAAGCUCCCAGGUAUCUGUGAAUGGCGUGUCGAAUAAAUUCAAUUCGUCAGGGUUGAAUGCUUCGGAAGGUUGUACUCUUGGUCCCAUAUCGACACCUGAAACAAGCGAUGCAGUGAACUUAGAAAUUACGAAUCGGAUUUUCCAUGAAUCAAAUUUAGCAGAUCCGUGUGAAGGUGGCCCGACCAUUGACUUGUUGCAGCUUUCAUCACAACUCCAUCGUGUCGAGCACCAGAGGCAAGCUAUGCAGGUGAAGCAAGAAAGUAAUGCUUUCUGCUGCCUCCGGAUUACUUAAAUUUUAUGAAUAACAGAUCCUUGAGCAGCAUUGACUCGGACGGUUUUGACAACUGAUUCGUAUCGGAAAAGGCGACAGGACAGGACAAAGCUUGUGCUGAGUGUGAAGAAUGCAGUGGAUUUUGAUGCACUGCUGCUGGGAGUGCUGUUGGUAGGCUGAGGAGAAGUUCAAAAUAAAGUAGCAUGAUUUGUUCCUUUCUUAUAAGAACUAACAUUGAUAUGUUGGUGCAAUUCUUGGACCAUUCUUGAAGUAUUCUAUUAUUGACUUGUAAACUUUUCUAUGUAGCUUUGAGAUCUGGGAUUUCUUGUUUGAUGUAGUACCUUCUCAUGAAUUUUUUUUGCAAAAGAUAAUGGUUUCUAUUUCAACAAAUUAGUGGAAGUUGGAGUGAUAACGCCCAAGGCUCGUUUUAGCUCUCGAACAA
Cucurbita maxima (winter squash) is the source of this 2737-nucleotide messenger RNA. Its product is annotated as squamosa promoter-binding-like protein 6. The transcript is spliced from 4 exons. Bases 664 to 2316 code for a protein of 550 amino acids. NCBI's taxonomy places the organism in Eukaryota, Viridiplantae, Streptophyta, Magnoliopsida, Cucurbitales, Cucurbitaceae. The record is from RefSeq and is a predicted model, not a curated record. Gene Ontology annotation, molecular function: DNA binding. Gene Ontology annotation, cellular component: nucleus.